This is a messenger RNA of Staurois parvus, 558 nucleotides long. The record is from the annotation of a GenBank genome assembly. NCBI's taxonomy places the organism in Eukaryota, Metazoa, Chordata, Amphibia, Anura, Ranidae.
CUCUUCAGUGCAGCAGAACCUGCUCCUCGGUCCUACCUGUUCCUCGGUCCAACGGUGUCUUUACCGUCUUCUCUCCAUGGCGCUGGCAUCUUUAGUCUUGUGGCUUCACAGCCAGGUGCCUACUGCACAUGUCUCUGAAUCUCUGUUUAUCUCCUGUACUGUGUCCGCAGUCUCUGGUCAUCUCCUGUACUAUGUCCGCAGUCUCUGGUCAUCUCCUGUACUGUGUCCGCAGUCUCUGGUCAUGUCCUGUACUGUGUCCGCAGUCUCUGAUCAUCUUCUGUACUGUGUCUGCAGUCUCUGGUCAUCUCCUGUACUGUGUCUGCAGUCUCUGGUCAUCUCCUGUACUGUGUCCGCAGUCUCUAGUCAUCUUCUAUACUAUGUCUGCAUUCUCUGGUCAUCUCCUGUACUGUGUCCGCAGUCUCUAGUCAUCUUCUAUAUUAUGUCUGCAUUCUCUGGUUAUCUCCUGUAGUAUGUCCGCAAUCUCUGGUCAUCUCCUGUACUGUGUCCGCAGUCUCUGGUCAACUCCUGUACUGUGUCCGCAGUCUCUGGUCAUCUUCU